Messenger RNA from Diprion similis, 540 nucleotides. Its product is annotated as thioredoxin-2. NCBI's taxonomy places the organism in Eukaryota, Metazoa, Arthropoda, Insecta, Hymenoptera, Diprionidae. The record is from RefSeq and is a predicted model, not a curated record. Gene Ontology annotation, molecular function: protein-disulfide reductase activity. The transcript has 4 exons. The coding region runs from base 133 to 450 and encodes 105 amino acids.
UCCACUCCCCUAGUUUUACGUUCACUUUUCCUCACUGAUCAGUCCAGCUCAGUGUUCCAAGUGCGGACUUACGAAGUCAAGUGACGGCAUCGCGAAGUACGCUGCAAAGAAGCAACUCGUUCAUCGUUAAAAAUGGUUAACCAAAUUGCUAGCUCGGCUGACCUGAAGGCCAAAUUGGCUGAGGCUGGAGGUACGCUGGUGGUCAUAGAUUUCUUUGCUACUUGGUGUGGACCGUGCAAAAUGAUUGCGCCAAAGCUCGAGGAAUUGUCCAAGGAACUCAAUGACGUCAUCAUCCUCAAAGUUGACGUCGACGAGUGCGAGGAUAUUGCCUUCGAGUAUGAAAUAUCGAGCAUGCCCACCUUCGUUUUCAUUAAAAAUUCUACCGUGCUGGAGUCAUUUGCCGGUGCCAAUUUCGACAAACUAAAAAGCACUAUUCAAAAACACAAGUGAAAAUCUUUAAAAAGAAAUCUAUUCCAUUAUUUUUAAUUGUAAACAAUGCUAAACACAAAUCAUUAUAUACACAUAUAUAUGUAUGAGUAU